This is a messenger RNA of Umbelopsis ramanniana AG, 1503 nucleotides long. RefSeq lists its product as uncharacterized. Gene Ontology annotation, biological process: glucosylceramide biosynthetic process. Gene Ontology annotation, cellular component: membrane. The record is from RefSeq and is a predicted model, not a curated record. The transcript has 3 exons. The coding region runs from base 148 to 1377 and encodes 409 amino acids. Gene Ontology annotation, molecular function: ceramide glucosyltransferase activity. NCBI's taxonomy places the organism in Eukaryota, Fungi, Mucoromycota, Umbelopsidomycetes, Umbelopsidales, Umbelopsidaceae.
UACUUGUCAGGGACUGGUGGUCAAAUCGACCCUGUCGUUUAUCGAACAAUUUUUUUUUUUUUUUUUGUAACCAGAACCGUGCACUGGGUAAAGACUUUUUCCUUGCUCGGCAAUGCAACUGGACCGGAUCUACUUCUUUAACUCAUAAUGGCAGUACUUGAUACUAUAAUCUACUACUUCUCAUGGCUUUGUGUGCUAUGGUACACUUUCAUGGCUUUAUUAUCACUGCUCGGCUUGACUGUGUCACGAUGUCGAUAUACGAAGAAAGAUACUCCCAAGUCUCCCAGUAUGCUUACACCGCCGAGUGUUUCAAUUCUUAGACCUCUCAAAGGAUUGGAUAUCAAUUUGCGAGAAAACUUGCUCUCCUCCUUUUGUCAAAACUAUCCAGCCUAUGAAAUUAUCUUCUCGGUCGCAAAGGAAGAUGACCCUGCUAUCCCUGUUGUUAAGGAACUGAUGGAGGAACACCCGGAAAUAGAAACGAGAUUAAUCAUUGGCGAUGUCGCGGCCGGAAUAAAUCCGAAAAUUAAUAACCUCAUCAAGUCAUACGAUUCUGCACAACAUGAUAUUCUCUGGAUUCUUGACUCCAAUGUUCAAGUUCAUGCUGACGCUUUGGCUCGGUCGGUCGAUGCUAUUUUGAAGCCAAAGGUCGGUCUGGUACACCAUCUUCCAUUAGCCACCAACCCAAGCAGUUAUGGCGCAGAAGUUGAACAGGUCUUUUUGGACACAAACCAUGCAAAGAUGUAUAUUGCUAUCAACUUUGUGGCUGUGGCCUCCUGUAUCAUGGGUAAAUCCAAUCUUUGGCGGAAGUCAGAUCUGGAAAAGGCUGGUGGUUUGCGACAAUUUGCUCAGUAUAUGGCAGAAGAUAAUAUCAUUGCCGAAGCGCUUUGGGCUCAGGGACUGAAGCAUGUCAUGACCUGUGAUACUGCCAACCAAAGUUUGGGUUCAUUGUCACCGAAGGAUUAUUGCUUAAGACGGUCUCGAUGGGUGCGUGUUCGCAAAUACAUUGUGACAGCUGCCACUUUGGUUGAACCCAUUACCGAGUCUAUCAUCUGUGGUCUUAUGGGUGCCUUUGGGUACAGCUCAAGAUUCGGUGUUUCCUUUGGCCUUUUCUUUUUAAUUCACUGGCUCUGUUGGUUCCUGUGCGACUACACACUUUACCAUACCUUCCUUGGCAGCGCUCAAUUGAAGCCUCAGCCCUUGCUUCAUUUUGUUCGAGCAUGGUUUAGCCGUGAGAUUCUCGCUCUUCCAUUGUAUGUAUAUGCCAUGGUCGGCGACAAAAUCGUCUGGCGUGGAGAGCUCUAUGAACUACAACGGGACGGAACCGGUGUAAAGGUUAGCAAAAAGGAUAGCUUUGCAAAGUUUGCUGGCGUGUUGUAAGGUCGCCUGCUGGAAAUCCGCAUCUCGGCUUUCACUUACAUAAGACGAGACACUGGCUUUUGAAAAUAUAGACAUUUUCUUCAACUACUAUAUACACCUUUAUUAUUUGCCCGUUUAGAUUUAGUA